Suillus subalutaceus is the source of this 991-nucleotide messenger RNA. RefSeq lists its product as uncharacterized. Lineage: Eukaryota; Fungi; Basidiomycota; Agaricomycetes; Boletales; Suillaceae. The transcript has 2 exons. The record is from RefSeq and is a predicted model, not a curated record. Bases 290 to 895 code for a protein of 201 amino acids.
GCCGACACGACUUUAACUCAAGUAUGACUGCAAGUCGAGCGAGCGAAACCUGUCCAUUUCCGAGCACGCCAGACUCUCGUCACCAUUCCGUCUCAGGCUAUCAUGAGGCAAGCCGAACAGACGAGUCACCAGUCUAAUUUCCGGCGAGGCAGUUUGAGUUCCAUGCACAAUGCAUUCCAAUCUACAACGUGCCGGGUGCGAGCCAGCCUGGCAGAGCUCACCGCUAGCACCCGGCUCUACUGCUAAGUACUACUACGAGAGCUAAGUGGUUCAUUUUACACGGUUUACUAUGGAUCCAGCGACCAGAAGUUCUGUUGUCCCUGUGACCCUGACGGAUUCGAGUUCUCUAACUCGCGAAGCUACCGAAGAGUCUAGGACAGAGACUGCUACGUUAGCGCCUGGACAAGUCGCGAAAUCUACAUCCGGGUCUACUGUCACACCCGUAUCCACUAAACCUCUCUCGUACGUCGAGCACACGCAAGCCGUAGACUCGGAGUCUGGCGCUGGCUCUAGUUCGCAGGUGGACCCCACACCUCCGGCAACAAGAUCUACUUCGGACCCUGCUCUUCAGACAUUACAAAGGCACUUAUCGUCGAACACAGAUGGCCCGUAUCCUGAUAGGUGCUCAAGGCACGGUGCUCCAACCUUUUCGGGAGAAUUUGACCACCUCGCGCGUGGAACGAGUAGGGCAGAGAUUUUCUCCCUCGGAGGGCAACUUUGUUGGCACAGGAGUAUCCCAGUCUCCCAACUGACUUGGUUCCAAAGACUACCUUGCAGCCCAACCGCACCGUCGGGGAGCGCCUACAGCCAACUAUCGAUGCAGCUGAACGUGAAAGAGCCAAGUACGCAACCAAAGGUGCAUUUUUACGUUCCUCGCCUGUUCGAGUUGAGAUAGAUUUGGCUGCCUAAUUGUACCUUUAGCGAGGCGGGUAGGUUAUGCAUUAACAUUGCCAUCGGCCUGCAGGUUCUUCUCGGCAGCCUGACUACUGGU